Prorocentrum cordatum is the source of this 1406-nucleotide messenger RNA. NCBI's taxonomy places the organism in Eukaryota, Dinophyceae, Prorocentrales, Prorocentraceae. The record is from the annotation of a GenBank genome assembly.
ACCGCCUGGCCACCGAUGCGAACGCGUACGAAUACAGUUUCACGCUCGACCCGAUCGAGUUUUCGAGGGAUUUCUUCUUGUCAGGCCCUGUCAGGAAGGAGGUUUUCAACCAGUGCAGUUUUUGGGGAUGCAUCGACUCUUACUUGGAGGGGCCAGCGACAAAUCAGCUGGCCACCGACGCGACCGAGUACGAGCCCAGUUUCACGCUCGAGGCAAUCGAGUUCUUAGGUAAGGACCUCCUCCUGUCCAUGGGUUCGGUCGGGAAGGAAUUGUCCGAAGCGAUCGACUCCUUUGAUGCGAACCUCCCCUCGUCCAUGAGCUCGGUCGGGCAGGAGGUUUUCGACCAGGGCAGCCUGCAGAAUCCACCGUCGGGGUGGGAAGGCCCGCUCUACGGAGGCGCUGGGAGAGGCGGCGGCAGGACCACGCAGCGGGUCCGGGCCGAGGAGCCGCGGGCGCAGGACCCGCUCCAGACGGCGCAGAUCGUCGCCGCGGUCGUUGCCGGGCUGCAGCGGGCGCAGACGGGCCCGCGCCGAGGCGAGCGCGCGCUUGUCGCAGCCCCGCGUGCGGAGGCGCGGCCACCGACGGCCACCAACACGAAGCCCCGGCGCGAGAGGCGCCGGCGGGAGGACAUCCCGAUCAUCUCCAGGCUGCGCUCCCUGAUGGCCACCGGGGACAGCGGCCAGAAGGUCACGCAGACCCAGGUUAUCUCCAAGCUCCAGGAGGUCAUCUCGACCUUCACCUCCGGAGUGCCGCCCUCGGUGCUGGAACCGACUGGGGCGGCACCGGCGAGGGAUCAGCCCCAGGGACGAGCCCGCCUCUACGGAGACCCGUGGGGGCAGACCAAGAUCGUCCCGUCCAACGCGGUCCGGACCACCCUCGAGCAGUCCGAGGAGCCCCUCCUCAUCCUGGCGGCCACCCGCGCGGAGUACGAGCAGUGCGAGCGCGAGCGGAAGGCCCUCGGGAAUCGCCAGAAUAUCACCUACGUUGUCUUGGACAGCAACGGGUCCGACUCGGACGACGAGCCGGUCGCCACCACCAAGCUGAAGAUGGUCAACGUCCUGAUCACGAUCUCCACGGAGUUCGCCGAUGAGACUCUCUUCCACAUGGCUUCCGGGGAGCCGCAGACCACUCCUGCCCUCGUCCUGGGGGACGACCUGGCGGAGCGCGUGCUGCGCACCCGCGGUGCCAUCGCCUGCGAGGCGGAGGUCACGUGCAUCGUUUCGACGACCGAGGCCAACGCCGACUCCUUCCGGAAGGCCAUCCCCCCGAGGGGGGCCUUCAUCAUGCAGCAGGACGCCCCUACGGCCACUCCCCCGCGCUGGCUCUCCCGGAGGGCCGACGAGGAGGACGCAGAGGGCGCGACUAAGUACCUGCAGCCGUCGGGGCAGCAGUCGGGGUACCAUUCG